AGCCAACCCACGUGAGUAGCAUGGGUGAGCAACGUACUUAGGAAAUGGCUACCCACUCCCUCCCUUCCUAUUUGAGAGAAAGAGAGAGAGUUAGUGCUUUGAAUCAUCCAUUGAAGUAGAGAUGGAGAUCAUUCCUUCUAUAUAUAUGUAGACUUGGAAAGUCAGGUUGCUAGUAGCUGAGAGAGAGGAAAAUAGUGGUUUAGAGAACCCAAUUAUAUUACCCAUGCCAUCAUCCAUGGCCAUUAGCUACUACUUCCUUUUCCUUCUUUUUCCAUCUGUUCUUCGCUUGUUUCUCGAUGACUGUUCAGAUCGGAAAGUCGAGGCCUAUGGAUUCAAAGAAAUGACUCAGAAUUUUCAAUCCCAGAGUCAUGUCGUUUCACUCAGUUCCUUGAUGCCGGCCCAAGUUUGUUCUACUCCAGCCCAAGGUUCAGACAUCUUGAGCAGGGGAGAACUGCAAGUAACUCACAAGCAUGGGCCUUGCUCACCACUGAAAGAAGCGAAUAAAAAAAUUCCUAGUCUUACCCAGAUUCUCAUGGACGAUCGAUCUCGAAUCAAGUUCAUCCAUUCAAAAAUCUCAAACCAAGACCUAGUAACAAAUUUUGCUUCAAAAAUUCCUGCCAACUCUGGCUACUCCCUCGGCACUGAAAACUUUGUUGUCAGGAUUGGACUUGGAACACCGAUGCAAAAUUUGACAUUAAUCCUCGAUACCGGUAGUGAUCUCACUUGGGUCCAAUGCCAACCGUGUGUGGCCAAUUGUUAUUUGCAACAAGAUCCCCUCUUCAACCCUUCUGCAUCCUCCACCUAUUCUAACAUCACAUGUAACUCCCAUGCGUGUGCCCAACUGCAACAAUCCACAGGCAACUCGCGGUCAUGUAACACCACAUGUAUAUACCAGAUUGCAUAUGGUGACGGAUCGUCGUACUCUGAAGGCUACUUUGCAACCGAUACACUAACAUUAUCAGAUUUAUCUUCCUCUGAUAAUGUCUUCCCCAAAUUCGAAUUCGGUUGUGGUGAGAACAACCAAGGCCAAUUUGGUUCUGCAGAUGGAUUACUAGGCCUCGGCCGCAAUCAGGUCUCUAUGGUAUCACAGACUGCUCAAAAGUACAGAAAGCUUUUCUCCUAUUGCCUUCCAUCCACAAGGAGCUCCACUGGUUUUCUUGCAUUCGGUAGCCAAGUGGGUGAUCAUGAUCACCAUUCUUCUUCUUCUUCUAGUGCUCCUCAAUACACUCCACUACUAAUAGAUUCCAACAUCCCGUCUUUCUAUUUCAUAACUAUGAUGGGUAUAAGUGUUGGAGGGAAGAAUUUAUCUAUCCCACAAUCAGUUUUUACAACUUCAGGAACCAUUAUAGACUCUGGCACUGUCAUCACUCGGUUGCCACCAGCAGCCUAUUCCGCCCUUCGGUCAGCAUUUCGUCAAGCGAUGUCUGAGUAUCCCGUGUAUUCGAUCGAGUAUACCUAUGUAAUGCUGGACACAUGCUAUAACUUAAAUGGAUAUGAUACCAUAACAAUACCAACCAUAGUGUUGCAUUUUGCCGGAGGUGUAAACUUGUCUAUUGAUCAAUCUGGGAUUCUAAUUCAAGCAAACAAAACUCAUUAUUGCUUGGCUUUUGCUGGAAACAAUGCUGGUAACGAUUUGGGGAUCCUUGGAAAUCUGCAACAACGGGGAAUUGAGGUGAUUUAUAACGUGACAGGAGGAAAGCUGGGAUUUGGGACAAGCGCUUGCAGUACUGAAACAGCCGUUUCUACUCCCCCUCCAAUGACUGCCCCUGCCCCUGCCCCUGCCCCCCAUCCAAUGGAAACACAAGCCCUUUGUACUUCCAUAAACAUAAUAUUGCCACAACAGUUGAUUUGAUUAAUUAAUGUAGACAUGUACAUGUAGUUUGAUCA
This is a messenger RNA of Macadamia integrifolia, 1887 nucleotides long. RefSeq names its product aspartyl protease family protein At5g10770-like. Gene Ontology annotation, molecular function: aspartic-type endopeptidase activity. The transcript has 2 exons. Bases 224 to 1852 code for a protein of 542 amino acids. Gene Ontology annotation, biological process: proteolysis. The record is from RefSeq and is a predicted model, not a curated record. Lineage: Eukaryota; Viridiplantae; Streptophyta; Magnoliopsida; Proteales; Proteaceae.